AUGGGUGGCACGCGACACGAAAGCGGGGGGCAAGCCCCCCCCACGGGUGCCCCCACCGCCCAGGGCCCCCCCGGCCCCCCGGAGGGCGUCACCCCCGCCCCCGACGUGGCCGAGACGGGGCGGCUCUUUGUGAGGAACCUGCCCUACACCUGCAGCCAGCUCCACGUGGAGCAGCUCUUCAGCAAACACGGGCCCCUGUCGGAGGUUCGUUUUCCCCUGGACACGAUGUCCGGCCGCCCCAAGGGCUUCGCGUUUGUUGGGUUUGCGCAGAGCGAGGACGCCGUGCGUGCCCUCGCGCUGCUCGACGGCUCCAUCUUCCAGGGUCGCAUGCUGCACGUGCUGCCUGCGCUGGCGAGGAAGGAGGAGGAGGAGGAGGUGGGCCCCACCUCGUCUACCUCCUCGUACAAACGCGACAAGGAGAAGCGCGACAAAGCGAGCUCCCACAACUGGAACGCGCUGUUCCUGGGCAUCAACGCAGUGGCGGACGCCAUGGCCACCGCUUACGGCACCAGCAAGAGGCGCGUGCUGGACCACGAGACGGAGGGCAGCGCGGCGGUGCGGCUGGCGCUGGGGGAGGCGGAGAUCGUCACGGAGACGCGGCGCUUCCUCGAGGAGGCCGGAGUCCAGCUCAACACGUUCGGCCAGUCGGGGCAGGCGGUGCGGCGGCCACGGCGAGUUGGGACUCGUCACCGAGCGCCGCCCGGGCUCCACGCGAAAGGGCGCUCGCCGUACCGAGGGGAGGCUCCCUCCCGGCUGCGGGGCUCGCGCGUCGGCCGCUCGUGA
This is a messenger RNA of Lethenteron reissneri (Far Eastern brook lamprey), 783 nucleotides long. Its product is annotated as probable RNA-binding protein 19. Gene Ontology annotation, molecular function: RNA binding. The record is from RefSeq and is a predicted model, not a curated record. Lineage: Eukaryota; Metazoa; Chordata; Hyperoartia; Petromyzontiformes; Petromyzontidae.